Molecule: messenger RNA, 1602 nt
Organism: Emys orbicularis (European pond turtle)
Lineage: Eukaryota; Metazoa; Chordata; Testudines; Emydidae
Product: transcription cofactor HES-6-like
Exons: 4
Coding region: 1-699 (232 amino acids)
Biological process (GO): regulation of neurogenesis; regulation of transcription by RNA polymerase II; anterior/posterior pattern specification
Cellular component (GO): nucleus
Molecular function (GO): DNA-binding transcription factor activity, RNA polymerase II-specific; protein dimerization activity; RNA polymerase II cis-regulatory region sequence-specific DNA binding
Source: RefSeq, a predicted model, not a curated record
AUGGCCCCGUCCUCUCGGCCCAGCAAGAGCCGGCCCAGCCGGGAGGAGGAGGAUUUCUGUGACGCGAGAGGGGGGGACAGGAAGGCCAGGAAGCCGCUGGUGGAGAAGAAGCGGCGAGCGCGGAUCAACGAGAGCCUGCAGGAGCUGCGGCUCAUCCUGGCCGACACGGAGUUUCAGGCGAAGAUGGAGAAUGCCGAGGUGCUGGAGCUGACCGUGAAGCGGGUGCAGGGCGUGCUGCAGAGCCGGUCCCUCGAAAGUGACAAGCUCCACCGGGAGGCCAGCGAGCGGUUUGCAGCCGGGUACAUUCAGUGCAUGCACGAAGUCCAUACCUUCGUCUCCAACUGCCCGGGGAUUGAUUCCACCGUUGCUGCGGAGCUGCUGAACCACCUGCUGGAGUCCAUGCCUCUCAACGAAGGCAGUUUCCAGGACUUGAUUGCGGAUGUUUUGUCAGAACCCUCCAUCACCCCGUGGCCUGGCAGUGAGGGGCUCUCCCAACCAGCAGCGGUGUCCCCUGCUGCUCUGAGCCUAGCCAGCCCCACUUCAGCUCUUCUAUCCCCUUCCUCCAGUGAAGAGACCUGCUCUGAUCUGGAAGAGACAGAGGCCGAGCAAAGCCCGGCCUCCCCAGCUGGACUGGACAGUUCCAGGACACACAAUGUGCCUUCACCUAGCUUUUCCAAAUCUAUGUGGAGACCUUGGUAAAUAAAGAAACUGCACAGGAAUCAACAAAGAUCUACCUAAUAAUGGGAGAAUACGUGAGCACUGUGUUCUCCUUACAGCCAUUGGAAUGGACAGUGGGGCUUUCAGAUGGUGCAUUUGUGUCUAACGUUACUGUAUUUCAGGACUGCAUAGAUGGCACUCUUACACUGUCAGACCCUGACAGGUUAAUUGUUAAAUGUGUUAACAUUUCAUCUAUUUGUGUGUGAGAUGUUUUGUAACUCUUGGAUUGUUUAGGAGAGUUUGGGGUGUGAGGGAGGAAAGGGGAUUUUUUGUAGCAAAGCUCUUUGGUGGAUGCACAGCAGUAUUUCAUAACCUUGUCUUUCUCUUGGCCCUUAUAAAUGGCCCAAAUAUCACUCCAUUUUUCUAUUACGAAAAAGCCCUUGUGCAUUUUAUAUCCUGGUGGUUAACUCAAUGAGAGGUAUAUGACUUACGUGUGCAUGCACAAUUUUAAGCAUUAUAGUGAUAGUAAAGAUCCCUGAAAGGGAUUGGUGUGGUUAGUAUCUUUAUUAUUUAGUGGUCUAGAAUCUUGCCUUCAGUGAAGGAAGAGUAAACUAGAGAUCAGUUGGAAUUAGACAAACAUUUAAAAUAUUGGUGGCAGGGUGCCUUUUAGAAAUGAGUGUUUUAUGCACAUUUUGCUUUUAGCACAUCUGAGUUUAUUGUGAUGUUAUGUAUAUUAGGGUGUCAAAUGUUUUAUUUUUAAUCUUUUUAAUAAAAAAAUAUUGAAUUCACAAAUGAUUGCAUGUAUUUUGGAGUGUGAUACACUUCUAACCAUUUUAACAUUAAAAAUCCAGUUCCAUAUUGUUUGCUAUUAACAAAUUUGUAUCUGUUUUGGACACAAUGCUGGUAAUUUAGCACUUAAUUCUUGUACUAAGCAUUGUUAGCUCA